Aphanomyces invadans is the source of this 857-nucleotide messenger RNA. RefSeq lists its product as hypothetical. Gene Ontology annotation, cellular component: spliceosomal complex. The transcript has a single exon. The record is from RefSeq and is a predicted model, not a curated record. Lineage: Eukaryota; Oomycota; Saprolegniomycetes; Saprolegniales; Verrucalvaceae. Gene Ontology annotation, biological process: mRNA splicing, via spliceosome. The coding region runs from base 27 to 791 and encodes 254 amino acids.
ACGCUCGGCACUAGCGGCCAUCGCGCAUGAGCUUCUCAGGGUUUGCACUCAAGGGCAAGAAGAAGUCGCUGGGCGCGACGGCGGCGAAGACAUCCCUUGGUGGCUUCCGUGUAGAGAAGGACAAAGAAACUGAUGAAAAGAAGGAGAUUGUUGUCGGGUUCACGACAUCCGGUGAUGCCUUGCUGAAAGACCCGUUGGCAGGGUCCAAGAACGGUCCGUUGGUCAUUCCGUGCAUCAAGGCGAACUGGACAGAGGACCAAAAGGCAGCUGAAGCACUGCUGGAAGAUAUUCGCAACAGUUCGCGGAAAGAGCAGGAAGAUGCAGCGGAGUCGACCCUAGUGAUUCCCAUGGGCGCUGCCGAGGAGAACACGUCACAAAAGAAAAAGAAAGACGCACCCAUGUUGACGAGGAAUCGAAUCCCAGGCAUGGACAAGAUCGUUGGGGAAACGAAUAAGUUCAAGCAUGAUUUGUCGAUGCGACCAGACGAGCUCGACAUCCACAGCGAGGCGUUUGAAGCGGUGCCGAUUGAAGAAUUUGGCGCUGCGUUACUGCGUGGAAUGGGAUGGACAGGAAAGGAUCGCGUCGAGCCAACGGGGUCCAAAGUUCAAAUGCGGCACUAUCGACUAGGGCUUGGCGCGACCCCAAAGCCGACGCUCGAGUCCAAGCAGAAGAACUUCAUUCCAAAACCAGAGCCGCGUGAGCGCAGCAAUCAUUACAGCAGCAGCAGCAUCCGGGCAUCCCACAAGCGCAGUCGGAGUCGAAGCCACGACCGCUCGAUCAAAAGGCGCUGAAAACUUUGCCCUCUCGUGGUUUUUUAAAUGAAGUUCAAAAUUGAUACUUUUUCCAGAAAAGAGCCA